Molecule: messenger RNA, 2729 nt
Organism: Hylaeus volcanicus
Lineage: Eukaryota; Metazoa; Arthropoda; Insecta; Hymenoptera; Colletidae
Gene: Hph
Product: egl nine homolog 1
Exons: 5
Coding region: 147-1607 (486 amino acids)
Biological process (GO): cellular response to hypoxia; peptidyl-proline hydroxylation to 4-hydroxy-L-proline
Cellular component (GO): cytoplasm; nucleus
Molecular function (GO): peptidyl-proline 4-dioxygenase activity; ferrous iron binding; L-ascorbic acid binding
Source: RefSeq, a predicted model, not a curated record
UAUGUAAACGAAACGUUCAUACGUAUAAGCAGUGCGGCUGCGGUCCCGAUAGCGAGGUAGUACCGUACGCAGAUCGAGUGCGUGUGUGAUUUCCCUCGUUGGAGAAAUGUCGUCGGCAUUCGUGGCCGCGAAAUAAACGACGAAACAUGUCCGGACCGAUAGUCAGUCGUGCACGGACACCCGGCGGUGAUGUUCAAAUAGGUGCAACGGUGGUUUGCGUAGUUUGUCACAGAACUGACAAGCUGUUAAGGUGUUCACGGUGCAAGGCCGUCUUCUAUUGCACCAAAGAACACCAAAGGUGGGAUUGGAAACGUCAUAAAGAAUUUUGUGCCACUCAUUCUGUACGAUCGAUUGUGCCAGAUACAGUUUCAGCUGCUAAUAAAAAUUCCCUUCCGGAGUCUGCCAAGAAAAAUUCCUCCCUUGAAAACUGCCAGCCCUCGACUACACCAGUGGUUUCUAACCUAAACGAGAAGCCAGUGUCAGAAACAACGCGGGGAUCGAACACCGUCCCGAAAGUGAAUCACAAGGCGAAACAUCUUGAAGGAAUCAGCAAACAAGCAGAAGAAGUAAAAGGACAAUCAACGGAUAAGAAAAGCCAAAGUCUUAAGAGUAAACCCAAUAGCACUAAGGCAAAAGGUACUCGUAAUAGUAGAGCGGAUGGUUGGACUUCUCCUAUAACAUUCGAAGGAAGUUCAGAAGAUACAAUCCUAGGGGCCAGAGCAGAACUACUGAAUCCUGCUCUAGAGAGCUCAAGAAUUCUUGAUAAUCUUCAAGAUAAUGAAUUAAACAUGCCUACCCAUCAUCAUAACGGUAUGAAGACCUUCCCGGAGGUUCACUUGGCUCGCGAAGAGGAAUUUUUACCACCUUUCCUUCACAAAAAUAGAAAUAAUCUUGAAGAGUUAAUAGAUGAAAUAUGCAGAAAUGUGAUUAGGGACAUGGAUGAAUAUGGUGUGUGCGUAGUGGACAAUUUUCUAGGCACAGAUAAAGGUCUCGCAGUGUUAAACGAAGUUUUAAAUAUGUACAGUGCUGGAUUAUUUAAGGAUGGACAGUUGGUUUCUAAUAAAGCAGGUGCAAAUGACUUAAAAACAAUUCGUGGUGAUCAAAUAACGUGGCUGGAUGGAAAAGAAAAACAAUGUCAAAAUAUUGGAAUGCUUAUAUCCCAAGUUGAUGCUAUCAUUAUGAGGGCAAACAAAAUGCGGAACAAUGGAAAGAUGGGAAAUUAUACGAUCAAUGGAAGAACUAAGGCAAUGGUGGCUUGCUAUCCUGGUCACGGUUCGCAUUACGUGAAACACGUGGACAAUCCUAAUCGAGAUGGACGAUGCAUCACAGCUAUAUACUAUCUUAAUCGAGAUUGGGAUAUCAAGAAAAAUGGCGGCCUAUUGAGGAUAUUUCCAGAAGGCUGGCGUGACCAAGUAGCGGAUAUCGAACCUCUUUUCGAUAGAAUACUGUUCUUCUGGUCCGACAGGAGAAAUCCGCACGAGGUACAGCCAGCAUACGAAACCAGAUACGCAAUCACUCUAUGGUACUUCGAUGCCGAAGAAAGGAAUCAAGCUUGCCGAAGAUAUCAAAGAGAAAGGGAAUUACACGUGAAGAAGGACAGCUCGUGAGACAUGGAGUGUGAGGGACUGUCACACCGUCCAUCGACUGAAAUUGUAACUCUAUUAGCUGAACUUAUACACCUGUACAUAGCUACAUGAAGAAAGCACUGGUACAUAAAAUAUUAUGUAUUAUUACGUAUUAAGAUAUAGUCGAUUACAGGAGAUACCGAAAAAAGAGUUAUAAAAAAAAAAGUUUAAGAAUGUGCGAUAGAUAUAAGCGCAUUCUUUCCUUCUUUUUUUUUUACAUGCGGCACUGUAAUAUAUUCGAAUGGGUAAGUGCGCGGUAGCUCUUACAGUUCGCAAUUAUACAUAUAAUUAUUAAUCUGCGUUUUUCCUAACAUUUUACGCUCAUACUCUAACCGAAUGUUUGAAAAAUACAAUUUUAGCAUUCGCUUGCCACUCGAUUGAAAAUUUGUUCGUUGUUGACACAAUACUUAGCUUCCAAUAAUUGGAGCACGAAGAAUUCUUAUAGCAGUUCGUAAUUCGUACAAUUGCUGAGAUACAUAGUGUACAGAAAAACGGUGUGCAUGAGCAUCGUAGGACGAAAGAGAGAAUGACUAGUAAAUGAGCGCAUGAGGGGGAGAGAAAGAGAACGAUUUGAAUAAUAAAAUAAUGUUUCUAUUUGUAAAACGUUUUGAAACUAUGUCAUAAUUAUUACAUUUCCAAUACAUUUGUUCCCUUUAACUUCUGUAUAGCUGGUGUUGUUAAUAGCAAUUCAGCUCGUUAUUAAUAUAAAAUGCGAUGUUUGCGAAACCCUCACGAUUUAUUACUGCAUCUCAUAUGUUACACGUUAUUCUACAAAUUAUAAUCCUUACACGGAUAUUUGAUUGAAUGGCCAGUAAUUGACUUAUGCUUCCAGUGCAGUGAAUUGAGAUAUGCCGGGGCCCAGUCUGUACCUGUAAUAUUGUUAUGUACAUUACGAAGAUGUAGAAACACUGUGUUUACUAUUGUAUGUAUCUAUUUAUAUAAAUCGAUAAGGAAAACAAAAUAAAAUUAACGCGUACUUCCUGUGUCCCACAUAGAGAGUCUAAUAUACAAAUUUGUUAGUCAAUCCGAGAGAAAAGUAAGAGUGUUGAAUUUUUUUGAGGUGUAUUAUGUUGAUACUAUUAAACUUAUUCGAUUGUAAGAGUA